GGCGACAAGUCACUUGGGAUUGACAAGACGAAUGGGAAGUUCGCGACGUUUUCAUUGUGGGAACCAAUUGUGGUUUGCAACCAUGGGUUUACCAUUGGAAAACGUUUGCUGAAUGUUCCAUCGUGUGAAAACACUGUCUUACAGAUUUUAUUUUUAAUCUCUUUCUAAUGAUGUAUUACAAAGAGAAUGUCUAAGGCUAAGGCUAAAACUGGAAAGAAGGUUGGCAAAUCGGGAGGUGCAGGUAUUACAAACGGGAAAACAACCCCCUUGACUUUCUCAAAAGGAUCAAAGUUAGAUGACACGACAAAGCAAUUCUACCUAUGGCAGAUGCAACUGCUUCAAGACAAAGUUAUUAAGUACGUUUUAGCAAGAUAAUUUUAUAUUUUUCCUAGGCUUCCUAUAUUAACUUUUGGCGUGGGGAAAAGGGGGGGGGGGUGAAGAGUACAAAAUGAUUACAAUCUGAGGGUGGGAUAGGCCUGCCUAUGCCUACCAUGCUCUCGUAGGAUGUCCUAAAAAUCAUACAAAUGCCUAUUUUAGCAAGAUAAUUUUAUAUUUUUCCUAGGCUUCCUAUAUUAACUUUUGGCGUGGGGAAAAGGGGGGGGGGGGUGAAGAGUACAAAAUGAUUACAAUCUGAGGGGGGGAUAGGCCUGCCUAUGCCUACCAUGCUCUCGUAGGAUGUCCUAAAAAUCAUACAAAUGCCUACAUUUACAUUAUACAGCUAAGUUCGGGAGCUGCCUCAGAAGUGGUUAUAAUUAUAAGAUAAAUGUUUAUAAAUUUUAUAAUACCAUUUUUAUCAUUUUAUAAUAUCUUCAGUAACAUAUUGAUUUGUGUUUAAUAAUAAGUCAAAAAUUAAUAUCUAAAUUCUACAUUUCUUCUCUUUGUCUAACAAUUUUUAGGGUGCAAUACCUAGUCAACAAUUUGCUGGUGGUGCAGAGUAGGCCUAUAAUAGAUUGGGAAACACUUUUCUAUGGCUUUUUUUAAUGUAUCCUCUUACCCCCCCUCCUUUGUUUGUAUUGCAAUUGUAAUAGAAAUAUUUUAUGUAAUUUUAAAAAUACCAAAAGAACACUUUUGAUGUAAAAUAAUAUUAAAAUACAGCUGUUCAAACCAAGAAUCCAAUUGAAAAGCCAUGCAUCUUUUACUUAAAUUUUAGUUUUAUGUUGUUGAAAAAAAAGAUUGCCCUCCAUUAGAGAUAUUUUUCAAUCUCAUAUGCCUAUAUCCAGUAAACAUUUUUUUCUCUUCUUUUUUUUUUUACUCUGUACCUGCUACACACACAUGCCAGAUGGUAUCUAUAACAUUUUGAAUUUUUAAGAAUAAAACUGCAACUUUUAACAUAGUUCUAUAUUUUGGCAUCUCAUGUGUGACCAAAGGACUUUUCCACCCCCUCCCUUCCCACACACUUCUUCUAAAGCUUUUGUAGCAAUGUAAAUAUCUUGAUCCUGAGGCCCAUAUUAAUCUAUUGAUUAAUAGCAAUGCCCAGCAGAUGGGGCUCACUUUUGAUGCACUAGCCAUGACCAUAAGAACAGAAGCUCUAACCCAACAGAGAAUUAACAUGUAUUUGUCAAUUUAGUCUCCUGCAUCUAAGUAUAGUCUCCUCUGUCAAAACAGAUAGAUCCAUUAUUAAUAAAGCUUGUGACAAGUAAACAUGCUUACCACCUUACACCCAUGCAUUUCUAUUAAUUUUUCAAAACAAUUACAUUAACAGUAUUUUGGGAAAUAAAAAUUAUUUCAAUAACUUAAUUAAAUUAAAUCAAAUGAAGGAAAAUGUGCAGCAAUUUGCAUGCAAACUAUAGGACCUCCCUCAUUUGCAUCUUGGCCAGCAGGUCCUAAUAUAUUUACUUUAAAAAAUGUGUGGAUGUCACAAAAAGUAAUUGGUUCAAUCUGUAAUUUAUUUUCAGUGAUAAGGCCUAUCAUUUUUAGUUAGCACUUCUCGUGCUGCACAGGUACAGGUGUAACUUAUUUAGAUCAAGUUUUGUUUAAAAAAAUUUUUUUUUAAAUACUACAGUGGAGCAUAGAUUUUCUGAAUGCCAUAUAUCUGAAACAUUGGUUACCUGUUAUAUUAUUAUUUUAUUGUUAGCACUGCACAUGGCAUGGAACACAUGUGUGACAACACCGUAAAACUAUUCUGAUUAUGUUGCACAAUGUAGUUACCUACUGUAGCAAUGUAGGCUACAUGAAGUGACCAAACUGAGAUAUAUGAUCUGCAAACUUGUUAAUUAAUAUAUAUAACAGAAUGCACGCCUGCAAAAACCAAGAAACCUCUAAUUUUUUUUAAGGGCUGUCAUACAUUUUUUAAAACUACCACUUUUCACUGAGAAAAAAAAAAUCCAAGUCCUUACAUUAUUUUACAUCAAUCAGCUGACCAAGUGACAUUAUUGGUAUUGGGAAAAUUGACACUCUGUGGUACCAAUUUACAAAACUUAAACCUAAAUAAUGUGUAGGUACUGAAAGCUUUUCAGAAAGUAUACUUAACUGAGAAUUAUCAAAACAAAUAUAUAUUUAGGUAUUAUUGUACCUAUGAAGUAUGAAGUCUGUUAAGGUUAUAAAUAUUUUUAUUUAAAUUUCUAUGGAACAGAUAUCAAAGACAGAAUGACGAGCUUGUUGUCGCCAGUGCCAAAUUUCAAGAAAAAAUGGAGGGCUGCAUUGCUGAAAAACAUGAAGUGGUCGAAUACUAUAAAAUUCUGGUUGAUACAAAAUGUCAGUUGAGAAUAUCAUCUAAAAUUUUCAAAUUUAAUGACAUUUUAUUAUAAAAAUCCUGUUAACAACAUUUUACUGCAAUUCCUGAAACCAAAAUUAUUCCAUGAAAUUUUGAAUAAUUUUAUUUUACAUCCCCACAUAACUUUCUUGUAGGGAAUUUGUACACUAUAGAAAUCUUGUCCUGUUUUUCAAAAUUAAUUUUAUAAUAAUCUUGCUGUGCAGAAUAAUAUUUGCAUUGAUUUUCUUUACUUUAAAAUUGAGUAAUUUUAUUUCCAGCGUUGAAAUUAAACAUUUUUUAACUAUUUUUAAAGUAAUGUGGCUACUUUAAAUUAUUCCCUUUUGUUUGCAUCUAGCUUUUGAAUACAACCAACUCCAUGAGAAAUACCUAACUCUGAAGCAAAUACUUGACAAUGAGCAGGAACAGUGCCGAAAACAGAUGAUGAACAUUAGGCGGGAAGCUGAUGAACAUCAGAGUCAAAUUGUGGCUGAAAAUAUAACAUUGAGUAAGCUUUCCGAUCCUCUUAGUCAGGGGUGAAGUUUAAGCGGUGCAACCCAAUGGCUGCAUCUCAGAGGGUGGCGGCAGAACUAAUAAAAAUUUAAAAAUCACAUGCCUCCCUUUUGAUGGAGGAGUCUCCUGUCCUGGGUGUCUGUGUCUCGUCCAAAUCCACAUUGUUUUUAUAGAUUGUUGGCACAUUUUAUAAGCCUAAUUUCAUUUUUUUUUUUUUUUUUUGGGGGGGGGGGGGGGGGGUGUGUUAAUCCCCUAUCUUGAGAUCUCACAACACUUAGAAAAAUUGCCUAGUUAUCUCCUGCUCUUGAUCCAUGAGAAAUGCUACAUUAUUGUAAAUGUAGUUUUAUGUGAUUUGACGGAGGAUGUUAAACGAGGAUUGGUUUUCAAUUUAUUCCCACCAAUAGUCGUAACUUUUAUCAUGAAUACAUUGUGAUUUGAUUUCACUCUGCUACAUGUGUUAGGUUCAAAGCUGGCAGCGCUUGAAGAAUUUCAACUCCAGAGAGAUGCUUUGAUGGCUAAACUGGAACGCAUGGAGGCAGAGUUAGCAAACAAAAAUGAGGAAUUCAAUGCAAAUUUAACGGCCAUGGAACGUAAAUUAAUCAGCAACAAAGAAAGGUAUUUAUCAUUUUGAGGUGACAAUUGUUUUAUCUGUUAUCAUGUUAAAAAACACUUGCACAUGGCCUAUGCCCCACAGAUGGCCUAUGCCCCACAGAUGGCCUAUGCCCCACAGGUGCCCUAUUCCCCAGGCAGAUGACCUCUGCCCCUGGCAGAUGACCUAUGCCCCUCAGAUGGCCUAUGUCCCUGCUGAUUCCCUCUGCCCCAGGCAGGGUAAAAGGCAUAAGUAAGUAAGCUAAGAAAUAUUUCAUGUUCAGGAACAAAAUAUUUCAACUCAGGAAUGUCUUAAAACUCAAACUGAGUAGACUGGUAAAACACAGCAUAGAAAUAAAUGUCACUAAUUAACUGAGCUACUCUGUUGCUCAUGCUUUAUGAAGGUCAAUGUGAAACAAGAAGAAGAAAAAAACAUAUCAGCUUAUUGAAGGUACCGGUAGCAAAUUCUUGUUAAGAUCAUGGGCUAGGGAUAUACAUUCUGGGGCCUUAUUUGCUUUGCAAUACUUUUUUGUUCUGUUUGUUGUAGCUGCCUUCACUCUCUUCAAAAAAAUAUAUUUUAUUUUCUUUUAACAAGACCACCUCCGUCCUUGUUUCCCAAUCUCAACUCGCAGGCUGAAAGCUGAAAUGAUUGUCAGAAUAAAGGGUGUGGCCACAGAGUUCCGUAAAGUGACAGACAAGACCUUGAACUCGACAAUAAAGCGCACUCUGAGUGAAAAUCUCAUGGUUGGCACCCAGUUGGCCAAAAUGUCUGACAAGACCGUGGAACUGAUAGAAGAGAAUGAAGCACAGUUUGCAGCCAAAGCCAAGCUGGAGCAAAAAGUUGUGCUGCUGGAAACAAAUGAGAAGGAGCUGACCAAACGCUACCAGAAAUGUUAUGAGGCUAGUCAUAAAUAUUAUUACACGUCAUGGUUACAGACAAGAUGCUUGAAAGAGUUACAUAAAUGAAAAAGAAUUGUUUUUAAAUUUAAUUUGAGGAUCCCCUUAGAUCUGAGCAACUUAUGGAUUUUGCCUUUUUAUCAUGUAUUGUUUUAAAAUGCAUUUUUUAAACAUUUUAGUUUAUAUUUAAAAUGUCAAUAAAAUUAUUAUACUAAUGGCUUUAAGUUUUUUUUUCUUCAAAUAUUGUUUUAGACACUGAAUGGUUUUAGACAGCGAUGCUUACAGCAGGAGGAAAUAAUUGACCAGUUGCGGAACAAUAACGUGAAAGCCACAGAGACAAAAAUUGAACUUGAACAACUCCGAGAGGAAUCUAAUUACCUUAGGUGUGCGGGGUAGCUUCUUGAAUCUGUUUCCCCUAAGUAUUGAUAAGAGAUGUACUAACAUAUGCCGUUAUUUUCCAGAAGGCUGGACAGGUAGCAUGCAUGGUCCAUAGCACUCAUGAGCCUUGUGGUGCAGAGGAAACACUUACACACAAACAAGAGGCAAUGGGUUCCUACUGAUCCACUAUUGCAGCUCUCCUAAGAUUAAUAAUGUAGUUGUGACUGUUGACCUAGAAAGAGAAAAGUGAUGUUGGUUAAUUUACUAUCAAAUUUGCCAAAGCUAUUGUUCAGUAUUAAUUUUUUUUCUGAGAGCAAAUUUCUUUUUCUACUUUCCACAGACGCGAAAUAAAACGAUUGGCUGAAAUGAAUGAUAAUUUUAAAAAGCAACAUUUCAACAAACGACUCGUCUCACUCACGGAAAUGGAGUCCAGAGAGAACCUGGAGAUGAUGUUCUCCAAUGCCGUUGACAACAUUCGAGAAUUAGUAUUGGUGAGUUGAAUUUUACAAUUAGAUUUUGUUGUGCAUCAUAACCACUUCAUUACAUCCCAAGUUUGGGUUCAUUUUAGUUUAUUUAAAUUAUUAUUUUAGUGCUGCAGUUUUUAUUACUUCCAACAAAGAUUUCAAUAAAAGAAUCUUAUCUUAUUUUAUCUAAUGGUAGAAGUGAAACCUCAAGAACAUAUGGAAAUAAAUAUUUGAAGAAAAAAAUGUAUUAUUAAUUAUUAUGUUGAGAAAACAUAAUAAUAAUCUUUUUUUAUUCUGACCUAUUAUUUACAAUUAUCAGAAAAAGCAGUAUUAAUUGAACUAGUGUAUACAGGCCUAAGAUUCUUGAAAGAGCAUUCAGUUGCAUGUAUGUUUUUAAAAGUGCUUUUAAAAAAUCUCAUUAAAGAACCCCCAUCUGGAUCUAAAUCUGUCAGGAAUUAGCUGUUAAUAUCAUAUAAUACAAUGUAUAAUACACCAUCCUGUAUCACCCUUAGUAGGUUGUAGACCAUCAAGGAUCUCCAUCAGUUUUACUCUCUGUGGCCACUCUCUCAAUAUGCUGUGCAAAAGUCAUCAAACUUGGACUCUAAAGAUAGGUCCCUUCUACAACUGUUCUUUAGCCUUCAUGUUGGUUGCCUCCCUUGUGAUGGUGGUGAAUGGAGAUUCCUGGAUGUGUGUGUCUCAUCCAAAGCCAAUUUGUUUUUAUGGGUUAUUGGUCAUGUGCUGCAAGUUUUCAUUUGCUACUCUGUCUGCACAUUUGAUUUUAAUAUCAGUAUUCCUCUUAGACAAUCACUUAUGGAGGCUAAGACUAUUUUGUUGUUGGCCUUUUUGUUCCUCUGUAUUCUUCUUAAACAAUCACGAGGGCUAGGACUUUUUUGUUGUUGGCCUUUCUGUUCCUUGAUGAUCAGAUUCCACAGAAUAGUGGUGCCCAGCUAUAGCAGCCAAAUUUUCUCAGUUUUGACUCUACAGUUGUAUAUUAAAACAUUGAUAUUUAUUUAUUUAUUUAUUUAGGCAUUUUUAUAUAGCGCUUACCAUAAAGCUCUAAGCGCUUUACAAUUAUUAAAAACAUGUAAACUAAGUAAAUAAAAAUGAGACACUAGGAUAGUAACUACUAUACUAUAGAAACAAUGAAAAUGGCUAUAAAACGAGGACACUUUGACACUUCAGGAUCAACCCGAAACAGAAAAUGAUAUAUAUUUUUUCAUGGCAAAAACACCUGUGUAUGUAAUAAAGUUUUUUGAAAGCUGGCAUAUAUGAAAAGCUCCUCCUACCAAACUAUUCUCAUAAUGUUAUUAACAUUAUGUAGUCCACUAUUGCAUAGUUUUCACAUCACACUAAAUAUUUUUCAAUUGAAAUAGAAGCUCUUUUAUAUUCUUUUUAAUUUUAUAGCUUAUUUAAUGAACAAUUUUAGGAAUAUUUUUGGGCCCAAAAUAUUAGGAUAUGUAGGUCCACAUAGUAAGUAUAGACAAAUCAAUCUGGCCUUUUUUUAAGGCUAUUACAUAAUUAUGUUAAUUAAAUAUUUUGUAUCUUCAUUUGUAAAUUAACAUUUGCGCUGAUGCUAGAGUGAAUAAAUGAACUUAAUUUAGAAAAUUGAACAUUAGACUUUAACUGUUUUUUUUCAAUUAUUUGAUAACAAAUUUUACUUGAUAUAUUAGUUUGUCAACAACCUUAAUCCAAUCUAAAUGAGCCUUUGAAUAUGUUUUGUAUUCCACAGUCAAUGUCUCAACGGGCUGAACCAGGCUGCUUUUUUGACGAGAAGAGUUUGAAUGACAUCAUCAAGUUAAAAAAUGAAAUAUUUCAAAACUUGAUGAUCAUUCUCAAGAGUUCAUUGAAACUUGGGAUUCGACCCGUCUGUCAUGGACAGAUGCCCCCUGACGAAAAUUUUGAUGAAAAGUUGUCUCAAAUGUAUGUCAACUGUUAUUUUCUCCCAGCGAGAUCAUUUGGUGUGGUCUGCCAGGGAAUUAAAAAGCCAAUAAAUAUAGGAGGUUUUUUUCAUGCCGAGAUAAACUUAUAUUAAGUAAAUCAUAAUAAUAACAUAAAAAAAAUAAUUUCAGCUGCAAAUGCAACCUUGAAAUUGCAAUGUUGGAAAAAUAUUCACAAUUUUUGCACUUUGCUGCUUUCAAACAUUUAAAAAAUUAUAUUAAGUAAAUUAGACAAAAAUAUGAUACUGGAAAACUUUAAGUUGGGCAGCCAAUUUACAUGAAUCCAAUAGCAAGUUUUAGCUAACAAAACCAAUUAUUUUACACAUUUUUAUAUUAAUUUGCAUCACAUUUUUUUAAUUUCAUGUUCUAUAUGUAAUGGGUGGAUAAUUUAUAAGGGGGAGGGGCAUAAAAUAAAUUUUCCCAGGGCACCGGCCCUCAUUUUUUUUAUGGCCCUGAAUGACGAUUUAAAUAUCUAAAGGGGCCUUUGCAGAAUUAAGGUUCCCCCCCUGCUUUAAAGGAUAUCACUCUCAGGCCUACCUUUAACAUUUAAACUAGAUAUCACUCUCAGGCCUACCUUUAACAUUUAAACUAGAUAUCACUCUCAGGCCUACCUUUAACAUUUAAACUAGAUAUCACUCUCAGGCCUACCUUUAACAUUUAAACUAGAUAUCACUCUCAGGCCUACCUUUACAAUUUAAACUAGAUAUCACACUCAGGCCUACCUUUAGCAUUUAAACUAGAUAUCACUCUCAGGCCUACCUUUACAAUUUAAACUAGAUAUCACACUCAGGCCUACCUUUAACAUUUAAACUAGAUAUCACUCUCAGGCCUACCUUUACAAUUUAAACUAGAUAUCACACUCAGGCCUACCUUUAACAUUUAAACUAGAUAUCACUCUCAGGCCUACCUUUACCAUUUACUAGAUAUCACUCUCAGGCCUACCUUUACAAUUUAAACUAGAUAUCACUCUCAGGCCUACCUUUAACAUUUAAACGAGAUAUCACUCUCAGGCCUACCUUUAACAUUUAAACUAGAUAUCACUCUCAGGCCUACCUUUAGCAUUUAAACUAGAUAUCACUCUCAGGCCUACCUUUACCAUUUAAACUAUAUAUCACUCUCAGGCCUACCUUUACCAUUUACUAGAUAUCACUCUGAGGCCUACUUUUAGCAUUUAAUCUAGAUAUCACUCUCAGACCUACCUUUACCAUUUACUAGAUAUCACUCUGAGGCCUACUUUUAGCAUUUAACUAGAUAUCACUCUUAGGCCUAACUUUAACAUUUAAACUAGAUAUCACUCUCAGGCCUACCUUUAACAUUUAAACUAGAUAUCACUCUCAGGCCACCUUUACCAUUUACUAGAUAUCACUCUCAGGCCUACCUUUACCAUUUAAACUAGAUAUCACUCUCAGGCCUACCUUUACCAAUUACUAGAUAUCACUCUCAGGCCUACCUUUAGUAUUUAAACUAGAUAAUAGCCAUAGCCACAGAAAAUGAAUUAAAUUAAGUAAGUUGAUCUGGUGUGCAUGUAAAAUAAAAAAGUUUUUAUCCCGUAGAACUAUCCAGAGAUUUUAAAAAAAGAAAAUGAGUAAAACAUAGUAUGGGAAAACCUGAAAAAAGGAACGCAACAAAACAAUGAACGUGUCGUUUUAUAUGUCUAAAGUGCUAGUUUUAUUUAAUUAUGUUUUUACUUUUUUUUGCCCGCUGAUGAAGGCUUCCUGCCGACACAUUCAUUGUUUUGUUGCGUUCCUUUUUUUUGUGUUUUCCCAUGCUUUGUUUCUCUCAUUUCCUCUUUUGCUAACCUGAUUGUGGUCUCUGCCCACUUACUACCAGAUAUUUUUUAAAGAAGGAACGCUUCUGAUAAGCUUUUAUCCUCUUUCUACAUCAGGAAAUUAGAUAGUAGUUUAAUCAAAGGAAAAAGAUUGCGACCACAUUACAAGCUAGGUGACCUUGGACUGACCCCCAGACCAGAUGAACACAUUUCAACCAACAAAGAAAAGAUGCAUAGAAUUUAUCAGUUAGCACAUGCCAACAGUAGCAAAUUACUUCAUAAAAAUGUAAAAUGCCAGACUGCCAGCACCCCUUUGGUUAGUUGUCUGUUCUUUAUUUUCAUUUGCAACAAAUUAUGAGUCAGAUUAAUCUUUAUUUUAUAUUUGAAUCAUUAUUAAUAAAGGAGUAAAGAUGUUUCUAAAUAUAGUAAUCGUUUAUAUUAUUUGAUAGUACCAUGGAAUUUUGAUUCAAAACCUGGCUUUGUGCGGGAUCAACAAAGAUUGAAACAGCUGUAGAUAUAACGAGCCUUUUUAUGGUGAUGGCAGACAGGGAAUUUAUUGCUUAAAAUUUUAAGCUCUUUGGUUUCCGGGGACAGGUGAUUAGCAUAAAAAAACUUGAUAGAGUUUAUCAAGUACUAAGUCAAAUUUGUUCCUUGUGAUUGGAAAACGGGCAAAAUAUGCAGUGUCCACUUCUCACAGUCACACACAUAAAGAUGGAUCAAUAUUAACCAGAACACAGGAUGGCAUAAAUAUACUUGUUUGUAAAUGUGUCAGAUUGAAAUGACACCCUACCACUACAAGUUAGGGACAAUAAAUAAGAUAAGUGUAUAAUAAUAACACUAUUUUUGUCCAUUUCCCUCUCAUUUCAGGCCUUACUGCAUGCUCAUCAAACGGCUGGAAAGCCAAAGAAAGAACCCCCAGUGUUAGGUAGAGUACCCACUGGCCAAGGUCCUCUACCGAUCCCUAAGAUAUCCAUUUCUAAGUAAUAGAUUGAACAAAUAGAGUAUAAAAUAAAAGAACAUAC
Messenger RNA from Lymnaea stagnalis (great pond snail), 10256 nucleotides. Lineage: Eukaryota; Metazoa; Mollusca; Gastropoda; Lymnaeidae. The record is from the annotation of a GenBank genome assembly.